AUGCCUUCUCCUAUUUCUCAUGGUCUGGGAGGAAUUAGGGGAGCCUAUGGUGGUCUUUGUCAUAAAAUAGGCUUGGAUGCGGUUGAUAAAGAUGUGAGCUCAAAAGUGCAGAAGUGGCCACCAACGGAGCCACCCAUGGACCGUAGGUCCAAUGAAAGGCCGUGGGUGGUUCAUGGUGGUAAUCUAAUCGGAGAUGUAGAGAGGGUACAAAAACCACCAGCACUUAGGUUGAAUGAUAACUACAAGGUUGACUACAAUACAGUUGAAUUAGAAGGGCCCAUUGUUCUUUCGCCGCUACCUCCGGGGCAUACAUUUAUGGUAACUAGCAGUUUGAUGCAAAUGCUCACAACAAGAGGGUUAUUCUCUGGUCUAGCUUCGGAAGAUCAACAUGGUCGCAUGGCUAAGUUGAGAAGUGAUUGCACGAGUUGUGUGGGAAGACCAGAAUCGAAUAUGAAUGUCAUAGGUUCUAGAGUCUUCCCUCUAUCAUAUACUGGUGAUGCUGCAGUGUGGUUUUCUAAGCUUCCAUAUAAUUUGAUUCAUACAUGGGACCAAUUGCAUAAGGUGUUUAUGGCGAAGUAUUUCCCAGUGUCUAAGAAGCUAAAUCACAAGGAUAAACUGAAUAACUUUGUAGCACUACCUGGAGAGUCUGUAAGUAGUUCAUGGGAUAGGUUCAUUGCGUUCAUCAGAAGUGUUUCGAAUCACCGCAUAGAUGAUGAAUCAUUGAAGAAGUAUUUCUAUAGAGGUCAAGAUGACAAUGGAAAGGUUCUGCUUGAUACUAUUGCUGGAGGGUCAUAUGUUCAAACUGCACCUAACCAAGACAAUGAUGAUAUUCGUGAAGAGAUGGCUCAAAUGAGGACAAAAUUGGGUUUGGUAUUAAAGCAUGUGAGUGAAGGUGCAGAAAAAGUGAAUGUGGUAAACUACUUAACUAGAGCUCCACCAUCACCAGUUGAGGAAUGUCAAGGAAACCAAGGUCGGAACUAUGGAGGCUGCAACCGUGAGGGGAACUACAACUGUGAGGGUAACUAUGUCCGGGAUGGGAACUACAAUCAUGACAACAACUAUAACUGGAACAACUAUGGCAACAAAAAUGAUAAGGUUGGUCCCUAUGUUCCUCUUGAUAAUAGAGAGGGUGUGUCGAUCAAGCAACUUGAGCAGCAGUUUAUUCAGUUGUCCACCAAUGAAAAUCCAUGUCAUCAUGGUACACUUCCUAGCAACACCAUCCAGAAUCUGAAAAAUGAUGGGCAUUAUAUGGCAGUCACUACUCGCGGAGAAAAGCAGACCAUUGAUCCACCCAUGCCGUCUGAGGUUGAAAAAGUGGUAGAGAAUGAAGAAGGUGAGAUUGAGGUUACUGAAGGCCCAAAAGAUAGUGUUGAAAAGGAAGCUGAGGUGACCCAAAAGGUUGUUCCUAUGCGUAGACCUUCGCUUCCAUUCCCACAGAGAUUUGUGAACAAGACUGAAGAGGGUAAAAACUGCAAGUUCAUUACUAUGUUGAAGCAACUUUCUAUCAAUAUUUCGUUGAUAGAAGCCUUGGAGAAAAUGCUUGGGUAUGCAAAAUUUAUGAAAGAUUUGGUGACCAAAAAGAGGGUUGUGAGUUUUGAGAAUGAUGAGAGAAUACAACAUUGCAGUGCCAUUGCUACUAGGUCACUUGUGCAAAAGAAAGAGGAUCCUGGAGCUUUCACUAUUCCUUGUACCAUUGGGAUGUUACACUUUGUGAAAGCUUUGUGCGAUUUAGGUUCCAACAUUAAUUUUAUGCCAUUGUCCAUAUACAAGAAGUUGGGUUUAGGGGCUCCAAAACCGACUAUAAUGCAUCUACUCACUAUCGAUAGAAAUGUGAAGAAGCCAAUUGAUGUGCUCCACGAUGUCCUUGUGAAAGUGGAGUCGUUCAUUUUUCUGGCAGAUUUUUGUGAUACUUGA
Solanum verrucosum is the source of this 1914-nucleotide messenger RNA. RefSeq lists its product as uncharacterized. The transcript has 6 exons. Lineage: Eukaryota; Viridiplantae; Streptophyta; Magnoliopsida; Solanales; Solanaceae. The coding region runs from base 1 to 1914 and encodes 637 amino acids. The record is from RefSeq and is a predicted model, not a curated record.